Messenger RNA from Bipolaris victoriae FI3, 735 nucleotides. RefSeq lists its product as hypothetical. NCBI's taxonomy places the organism in Eukaryota, Fungi, Ascomycota, Dothideomycetes, Pleosporales, Pleosporaceae. Bases 1 to 735 code for a protein of 244 amino acids. The record is from RefSeq and is a predicted model, not a curated record. The transcript is spliced from 2 exons.
AUGACUCGCUUAGGCACCGCCCAUACUGAGACUUGCGAUCUUGUUGAACUGGAAGCUAUGCUCUUAGAAAUCAAGGGGAGCACGUCAGAGCCAAGGCUGGAACUAUCCAGGGAUAUUGAUGGCGACUUUGAGCUCGCCCGCGGGGAAUCGGACACCCCAUACCCGCCUUUCCAUUCACUAGCUUGCCAAUCCACACCGCUUACUAGGUGUACGGGGCCCGCGGUUCCUUUCGGUACGGACCCAAAGAGUCGCCUCUGCAUCGAUUCAGCUGGCUCGCUUAGUCUGGAGAUCGUUCCGUAUGCCGUGGCGCUCAUGCUCGAGGCGUCUAGUUGCAGGUGGGAACACGUCAAAAGAUGGAGCACGUACUUGUUUAGUAGCAACACAGAUGAAUUCCAUGGGAAGCGGGGAGUGGAGAACAUGAUUCGGAACGAGAACGAACAGCUCAUUGGCACCGGUAGUUACGUUGAAGAUGAGGAGGACAAGAAACGCCAACUUGCUCGUCGUCUCAUUCUCUCCAAUCUAGCUACGGAUGUAGAUAAGAAAUCCAUCUUGGUUUUCCUUGCGAAGUACCGAUCGAAUAUUCGCAGGGUUACCCUCCUUCCGGAACGCGAUCCGGUCAAGGGAACAAGGACUGUACAUAUUGACAUGGACUCAAGGAGAGCUGCAGUGUAUGCUUCGUUCCAACAUGGACACAUUUUUGGCCUAAUGGUCAAGAUUAAGCUGGCAGUGGAAUAA